This is a messenger RNA of Sodiomyces alkalinus F11, 5608 nucleotides long. RefSeq names its product DNA polymerase family B. Gene Ontology annotation, molecular function: DNA-directed DNA polymerase activity; DNA binding; nucleotide binding. Gene Ontology annotation, biological process: double-strand break repair via homologous recombination; error-prone translesion synthesis. Lineage: Eukaryota; Fungi; Ascomycota; Sordariomycetes; Glomerellales; Plectosphaerellaceae. Bases 113 to 5302 code for a protein of 1729 amino acids. Gene Ontology annotation, cellular component: zeta DNA polymerase complex; nucleus. The record is from RefSeq and is a predicted model, not a curated record. The transcript has 2 exons.
CUUCAAAACAACUCUGCUGCUCGUCACCAUAUGCCCCCAUUUCUUGGAUACUUCAUGAUGCGUCUCUCAGAAACCUCGAGGGUGUUUCCUCCAUGAUUCUUCGGCUUCAAUCAUGGACCUUUUCCGGGUCAGACUUAACUGCAUUGACCACUAUCAGGCAACCCCAACGCGCUACGAUCCGCAGCUGCGCAACGACAUCCUCCCCUCUCAAGCUACUAAGGAGCCGAAGGUCCCAGUUAUACGCGUGUUUGGGUCUACUGAGACUGGCCAGAAAGUAUGCGCUCAUAUACAUGGAGCUUUCCCAUACUUGUAUGUUGAGUAUACAGGCAGCUUAGAUCCCGAGGAAGUUGGGACGUAUAUUUAUCGUCUUCAUCUGUCCAUUGAUCAUGCGUUAGCAGUAAGCUACCGCCGCGAUGAGCGAUCAGGGAAUGCCAAGUUCGUUGCCCGGAUAACUCUUGUCAAAGGCAUUCCCUUCUAUGGCUUUCAUGUCGGCUAUAGAUUCUUUCUCAAGAUCUAUGUAUUCAACCCAAUUGUCAUGACGCGCCUAGCAGACUUACUGCAACAGGGUGUCAUCAUGCAGAGGCAGUUCCAGCCUUAUGAGGCCCAUCUGCAAUACCUCUUGCAGUUCAUGGUAGACUACAACCUGUACGGCUGCGACUACCUCACGGCAUCAAAAACUAUCUUCCGAGCUCCAGUUCCUGUCUAUUCCGAGCACGGAAAUUCGCAGCAUCUCUGGCACAACCGGUCCAUCCCUCAAACCUACGUCACUGAGGACAUUAGGCUUCCUAGAGUCAGUCAUUGUUCGAUUGAGGUCGACAUCUGCGUUAAGGAUAUCGUGAAUCGACAAAUGGUCAAGGAGCGUCACUUACACCAUGACUUCAUUGAAAGGCUGAGGCCUCUACCUCCGGGUCUGAAACUUGUUCACAGUAUGGCCGGCCUCUGGAAAGAUGAAACAAGGCGACUGAAAAUGAGAAUGAAGAAUUUUGAUCUUGGCAGUAGUCCAUUUCCUGCAGAGGCACUGGUAUCCAUGUCCGCAGAUACGCGGAAUGUGUCGUCUCAGGGAUGGAUUCACGAAGACGAAUAUCGCGAAGAAGUGGAAAAGCUUUUAGCCGCGGAACGAUCGGCAGAUGGAAAGACCAACCCGACAUUCGAUACCUUUGUCCAAAAGGAUCCCUUGGAGGAUAACAUUCAGACCGCUCUUCAGUCUGUGGAAGAUCUCUACCCCGAGAAUUUGUUGCCUAUGCUGGGCUUGUCACUCAGCACAGCAGCGUUGGGCCAGAACCCAGCAAGUAGCAUCGAAGUCGACGAGAAGAGAAUUCUUGAUCAGGACGAAGGCGAUAUAUUCCCCGGGGACUCUGAUACAGAAUGGCUUCUUGAUUGCAAGGCUCAGGAUGGGAACUCCGGCGACGACCCUCUGGAGUCGAACAACCUCAACACGACGAAGUCAAAUAUCGAGACAGACCCAGGGGCUGCGAAAUCCGGUGCCGCUCGUCGCACAUCCGGGACCGUUGUCAACGAGGUGGACUUCAAAUCUGCUGCAUCGUGGUUGUCACUCGGAGGCAUUUGCAGAAGCCGGCUGGUAACGGGCAAAGAUCCAUCGGUGCCAGCUUAUGAUGAGCUUCUCGCCUUUGCUCAAGAAGAGGGGCUGUUUACCAGGAACCAGGAGGAACCACAACCUGUCAGUGUGGCUAGGCCUUCGUCAAAACGGCUUGGUCCAGCUGGCACGUUAGAACCCGCAGCAAAACGCCGAAAACAGCCAGCAUCAGAACGGACAGUCACAGAACAUCGCUCCCAGGACGCGUUACCCAUUUGUCCAUUGUCGCAGUCCAGCACAAAAAGGGUAGACCCUCAAACAGCAACGAAAUCCCGGGCCAGGAAAGGGGCCGCAAGAGGAGCGUCGAAGUCGAGCCAGAACAAUCGGACUCUAUCUUUUCCCAUUGUCAAAAGCCAGGAGGAGCCACCCAUAAAACGCCUUUUCGGCCACAAGGACAAGCAACAAGAUUCUCAGCCGCGAGGAAACGAUGUUACAACAAAAACAGUCUCUUUCAGUCUCCUUCCCAUGGCGGAAUCAAAGGCACCGGAGACGGAUCCCACUGUGAUGGGCAUGCUCGCCACUCCGCUUUCGCAAUCGGCGAGUGUGGAAAGUCGACUUAAUCGUGCCAAGGCCAGGCUCGGAGCUUUCUCGAGUCGUAGGACUUUUCUACUCUCUGUUCUUCCUCCAUCGUCCCUGGAAGUCUCAUCCACACUCAAAGAUUUCAACCUCCCCGAUGUCAUCUCUCAAGAUGCGUACUACAGCAACGAGAAAGACGUUCCUGGGAGGCCGCGCGAAUACGCCGGAAGAGAGUUUCGACUGGAAAGCAAGACGAUUCCGUUUUUACCACACUUUGACCCAACUGGGAUGUCUACAGCCGGUAAGGGUGUGAAGAAUGACUGCUAUCCUCGUGUCCUGGUCGAAGGAAAUACAGACGGCGGCCUACAAAAUCUCUGCUCUUACCGAAGCUGGGAAAUAGCCCAGCCUCCGCCUUCAUUCCAUGAAGUUCAGAACUGGUGGGCAAAGGAGCAACAGAAGGAGAAAGCCACCGCGGCAAUCCAAUCACGGCGAACGUACUUCGGCCAACGGUACUUAUCGCAGAUUGAUGGGCCGACGCCAAAACAUAAGCAUGGGUUCAAGUAUUCCCCAAGAAAGAAGUCGACAAGUGUCAAACACGAAGCCCAGUACAUGAGUACGAUGAGUAUGGAGAUGCAUGUGAACACUAGGGGAAAAUUUGUACCCAAUCCUGACCACGAUGAGGUUCAGUGCAUUUUCUGGUCGGUCAAGGCGGACGGUACUAUCAGCACAAGCCAAGAUGUGGCAGGAGGAGUUAUCAUUGGGGUCGUGGUCUUCUCUCCCGACGGGACUCUUGCCGAGAGAAUACGACGUCAGACGUCCGCUGAGGUUAUCGAGGAGACUGACGAGCUGGGCGUGAUUGUCCGGAUGGUAGAGAUCGUCAGGACCCAUGAUCCCGACAUUCUCACAGGAUACGAGGUCCAUGGCAGCUCGUGGGGUUACCUAAUCGAGCGGGCUCGCGUCAAGUACGACUUUGAUCUAUGCGAUGAGUUCUCCAGGGUCAGAACCGAUUCGCACGGAAGGAUUGGGAAGGAGAACGAUCGAUGGGGCUUCAACACGACGUCAACCAUCCGCGUCACUGGCCGGCAUAUGAUCAACGUCUGGAGGGCAAUGCGAGGGGAACUCAAUUUACUCCAAUACACGAUGGAGAACGUGGCAUGGCAUCUCCUACAUAAGAGGAUACCACACUACUCUUGGGAGACCCUCACGGAUUGGUACAAGAACGGGCGGCACCGGGAUCUCGCCAAACUAGUUCGGUACUACCUUGUCAGGACACGGCUCGACCUUGAUAUUCUGGAGUCGAAUGAGCUGAUACCAAGGACGAGUGAGCAGGCUCGGUUGCUCGGGGUAGAUUUCUUUUCCGUGUUCUCUCGCGGCUCCCAGUUCAAAGUCGAGUCGAUUAUGUUCAGAAUUGCGAAGCCCGAGAACUUCAUGCUGGUGUCCCCGAGCCGGAAGCAGGUGGGCGGGCAGAACGCGCUGGAGUGUCUGCCUCUGGUGAUGGAGCCGCAGAGCGAUUUCUACUCCAGCCCGCUGCUUGUGCUGGAUUUUCAGAGUCUGUAUCCCAGCGUAAUGAUUGCGUACAACAUCUGCUACUCGACUUUUCUGGGACGUGUCGUCAACUGGCGGGGAACAAACAAGAUGGGGUUUACUGAGUACAAGAGGCAUGAUCGAAUCCUCGAACUGCUCAAGGACCAUAUCAAUAUCUCCCCCAACGGGAUGAUGUACUUGAAGGCGGAAAUCCGCAAGUCUCUGCUGGCUAGGAUGCUCACGGAGAUCCUCGAGACUCGCGUGAUGACGAAGAGCGGGAUGAAAGAGGACAAAGACGACAAGGCAUUGCAGCAACUACUAAAUCAUAGGCAACUGGCACUGAAGCUUCUGGCGAACGUCACAUACGGAUACACGUCGGCGUCUUUCUCGGGGCGCAUGCCAUGCUCGGAGAUUGCGGACAGUAUAGUGCAGACAGGGCGGGAAACGCUGGAGAAGGCCAUAGCGUUCAUACACUCCCAGGAGCGGUGGGGGGCCGAGGUUGUCUACGGCGACACGGACAGCCUGUUCGUGUACUUGAAGGGCCGUACGCGGGAACAGGCCUUCGACAUUGGGCAUGAGAUCGCCAAGGCCAUCACCGAUAUGAACCCACGGCCGGUCAAGCUCAAGUUCGAAAAGGUGUACCACCCGUGCGUGUUGCUGGCCAAGAAACGUUACGUGGGUUACAAGUACGAGGGCAAGGACCAGGCGAAACCCGAGUUUGACGCAAAAGGCAUUGAGACGGUCCGACGGGACGGCACGCCCGCGGAGCAGAAGAUUGAAGAGAAAGCGUUGAAGCUGCUUUUCGAGACGGCGGACCUUAGCCAGGUCAAGGAGUACUUCCAGGCGCAGUGCGACAAGAUUAUGCGCGGGGCCGUGUCGGUUCAAGAUUUCUGCUUUGCCAAGGAGGUCAAGUUGGGGUCGUACAGCGACCGAGGCGCACCGCCGCCUGGGGCUCUCAUCAGCGCGCGGCGGAUGUUGGAAGACGCGCGGGCCGAGCCUCAGUACGGCGAGCGGGUUCCCUACGUGGUGGUGACGGGAGCGCCGGGGACACGGCUGAUAGACCGCUGCGUGGCACCCGAGGAGUUACUCAACGACCCGCACAGCGGACUCGACGCCGAAUACUACAUCUCCAAGAACCUGAUUCCACCGCUGGAACGAAUCUUCAACCUGGUCGGAGCCAACGUGAGGCAGUGGUACGACGAGAUGCCCAAGGUGCAGCGCAUCCGGCGACUGGAACACGUCGGCGGGGAAGAGGCGGGGGGCGACCAGGGAUCAGGAUCAGGGCCAGGACCAGGACCAGGGCCAGGGCCAGGCAAGAAGACGCUGGAGAGCUACAUGAAGUCGGCAUGGUGCGUGGUGUGCGAGGUCAAGAUGCGGGGCACGGAGGGCGUCCUAUGUUCCCGGUGCAGGGAGGACGCGGCGUCGAGCGUGCUGGCUCUGCAGGACCGGCUGCGGUGCGAAGAGCAAAAGUUGAGGGAUGUAGUACAGGUCUGUCGAAGCUGCGCGGGGCUCCCGCCGCUGGACAACGUGCCGUGUGACAGCAAGGACUGCCCGGUAUUCUACUCUCGGGUCAAGCAAGGGGCUCGGCUCAGGGCGAGCAAGAGCGUGUUGGAGCCGGUAAUUAGGGAGUUGGGUGCAAAUGCAGCGAGGGAGGCUUUGCAGUGGUAAGGGGGAAGCGAACAAUACCUGGAAUACGAGACAUGACGAUGGAUGAGAUGAAGAACGAGGUCACAGCGGAAGCGUUUUCACUUGGGAGGCAGUCUUCUUGGUGUUUUGGUUCGGUUGUGCUUUGCCCAGGGACGGACCAAAGGAGGGGCCGGCCGUUUUGGGUGUACGAGACAUGACAGUCAUGAGAGCGAGCGAAAAUUCUGCAGACGAUAUUGGUUAAACGUGUGUCUUUGGAAGCUGAACUAUUUGUGAAGUCCUUGCAGCUAUUCAACUUCAGCAUCUCCAACCUCAUCACAGAAGUACAAG